This is a messenger RNA of Kwoniella mangroviensis CBS 8507, 5340 nucleotides long. RefSeq lists its product as uncharacterized. NCBI's taxonomy places the organism in Eukaryota, Fungi, Basidiomycota, Tremellomycetes, Tremellales, Cryptococcaceae. The transcript is spliced from 7 exons. Bases 1 to 5340 code for a protein of 1779 amino acids. Gene Ontology annotation, cellular component: cytoplasm. Gene Ontology annotation, biological process: regulation of actomyosin contractile ring contraction; regulation of division septum assembly. Gene Ontology annotation, molecular function: guanyl-nucleotide exchange factor activity. The record is from RefSeq and is a predicted model, not a curated record.
AUGCCUGUGAAACCAGUUACCACACCAUCUUCCACCAGUAGUCUUGGACCAUCAACUCCCCCUAAAGUUCCUCAAUACAGGAGAUCACCUUCGGUCACAGAAGCUAUACAACAAUUCGAAAGCAAAGCAAACCCACCCGCAGGGUCAUCAUCACCAUCCAACAGCGCCAGAAGACCUUCUGUACCGACUCCCACACGGUCUGGUAUACCGUCACGUAUAGGCUCAACAACGGUAAAAUCACCACCUGGUUCACCUCGGAGAGAUAGCAGGACCACCCCAACCGCUGCAACAUCUGGUGCAGGGUCAUCUAGGAUGACGGGGGUGAGAUCUCCUGAUCUGGGUAAAAGUGGUGGGAUAGGGUUAGGUGUAGCAGGUGGUAGCAAAGCGGCACAGAAUAGAAGAGCGACGGAUUCCAGGAUAAAGCCCACUUCUUCCUCGAUACCUAGAUCCUCAGUAGCAACCACCAAUCCAAAGUCUGAAACACCCUCAUCGCCUCGUAUACCGACUACCAAGCCGUUCCCCUCAUCUUCACCUUCCUUACCACGUUCAACAUCCGAUACUUUUUAUACAUCCACGUCGUCCCGGGCUUCCCUCGCUUCAAGAGCUUCCACUCCAUCUUCAGUCGCUGGCCCAUCUCGUCUGACAACACCUAAGAAAACUGCAGUAGCUAUAUCAGUAUCUCGAUCUAGUCCUACACCAUCACCCUCUCCUGACAAACGUCCACCACCCCUACGACGUAAAUCAUCUAAACCUGAUCUGGCCAACCCCAGAUCUAGAUCUUCCACUGGUGUCCGCAGACCUUCACACCGAGUACCCGAUCCAGCCUCUUCAGCACAAUCGUCCGCUACCAUCUCUUCCAAAGAUGAUCGUCCUGCGGAGACGACAGUCUACUUCGGCGAAUUUGGAGAAAGGGAACAACAGCCUACUGCUAUAUCGCUAGAGUCAGGAGCAUCGCCAAUGGUUAGGAAAGGUUCGAAAUCUAGUCAGGGGACAUCAAAUGUCACCGUGUCCAGUCAUGUAUCACCACCUAAAGAAGAACGUAUCAGUAUCAGUAUACCAAAAAGAACCUCAUCUAACCCUUCAUCACCCAAGACUCCUCGUUCAGCAGGUCCUCACCCUAUCUCACCUCGGACUACAUCUCGAAGACUAUCUAGCCCUACCAAGGACUUUCCCAAUCCAAACAACAACCGUCGCGCAUCGAAGAACCUGGGACCUUUGGGUCCGGCUCUCGAAAUGGAUGUCGCCCCGUUAGAAAGACCACCACAUCGACGAGGUAGUUCACAAUCAUCGGUCAGCAGAUUGAGUGAAGCUGCUUCUACGAUCAGAGAACCGAUCAAAAGACCUACUUCUGCUGCUACUGGCAAAUCCAAAGGAUUUACCUCUACUCACUCUUCGCCCCUUUUGUCCUCUCCUGCGUCCCCCCGAGGAUCAGUCUCUCCUUCGAAACUGGCAGCUAGAAGACUGUCUAAUUCACCUCGAAAGUCACCAAACCUUACUAUACAGACCCCUCCGCCACCGCCUUCGCUCAACUCUCGUCUCUCGUCCAUUUCUUCGUCCGCUCAACCUUGUCCACCUGUACCUGCCAAGUCGCCAUUGAGAGGCUUAAGUAGGGAAAGUUCAGAUCAGAACUUUGCUGGACGUAAACAGACUUCUCGUUCAGGUUCAGGUGAAAGCAAUAUGGCUCAAGCAGGUACACCGACAUCACUGCAUACGAGACUGGAGAGGAUGGCUGAGAUGGAAGAGGACGUCUCCAAAAGGUCGACGAUGGUGGCGGAGUCGAGGAGCUAUCCUCAAGCUCAGAUAGCUAGCUCAUCGUCCCAGAUCAUAGCCACACCUAAUGAAAUUCGAUUCACCAAUUAUACGGUCCCUUCAGUCUAUUCCCAAGAUUCUGCCCCUCCCACUGCUCAUAGAGGGGCAUGGAGUGAAGCAACUGCUAGGUCUAGUUUCGAUGGGGUCGCAAGAAGAAGACCGAGUAGAUUGGAUUCGGUUGAAUGGGGAAAACAGAAGGAUUUACCGCCGUCGAGCCAAAGAUCUAGCUUUGAUGCCGGUCGUGAAGGUGGUCACAGGAGGUCGUCGUCACUACCUCGUUUGAAUAUGGUCAGCGACAAGGCUCUACCUCACACCCCCGACGAAAUACCAUCUACAGCCACUACGUUCGGCUCGCACGAGGGUUCCAUGCCUUCUUCACCUUUAAGCAAUGAUCAUAGAGAACCUGUCAAAUCGCCUUCAAUGCCAAUCCUGCGAGAAGGCAAAAUUGCUCACCACAUCCAUGCUCCUGAAAUACCAUCGUCACCGGCUUUACUGUCUUCUCCCAACGUGCGUCAUUCCGGCACGAUCGAAACGACACUUCGACCCUUACUGCCCACCUCACCUUCGAUCGUCAUGUCGAAACGGUCUCACUUGAUCAGAGAGAUAGCAUCGAGCGAAAGGGCUUAUGCGAAAGAUCUCGCUUUAGUAAGAGACGCAUACAUGUACAGGUUUCUUCGACCUGCUUCUCAAUACUCUACCAACGGUGAUUCAUCCAUCAGUCCAAGUGAUGUAUCUCGAAGAAGCUCGGUGUACACUUACCAAACAGCCGAAACGAAGCGGUCCAGUGGUCAUGAUUCUCCGAAUUGGAUUUUUCCUGCCAAUGGAUCCUCCACACCUCUCCCUAAGAGUCCCUCUGAUGGAUACAACCUUGGUUACUUCCCCAAUUCAGCGGCUGGAAGUUCCAACUCUUCGUUCUCGAUGACACCUCAACCUUCCCUCAAGAAUCACAAGAGAUCUUCCAGUAAUAUGCCUUCGAUGGCGCCUCCCGUUGGCAAGCCUCUGUCUCCAGCUGACUUGAAGACAGUGUUUCUGAAUCUGGACCAACUGGCCAGUGCGGCCGACGAAUUGGCUACUGUUUUUGAACAAGCGAUGGGAGAGGACGACACUGGACUGGCGGCAAUGAUGAGGGAUGAUGAAGCGGGCAACGACAGACUGGGACAAGCGUUCGUUUCGAUGAUUCCGCGUAUACGGCCUUUGUACAACUUCUACUGUGCAAGGCAAUCACAAGCAUCACUUCGCCUAAUGGAACUCCAAUCUGAUCUUGCCCAUAAUGCUCAUCUCAAAGAGUGUUGGUCAUCGAUCAAAGAUCACACGCAUGCUUGGAACCUCGACUCGAUGCUCAUCAAACCUGUUCAGCGGAUCACAAAGUAUCCUUUACUUUUCGAUGAUCUUCUUACUUCGACCACACCCGUCCAUCCUGAUUAUUUCGCUAUAAGAACCGCGGCUCAGAUGUCCAAAGCGAUAGCGACGGAGAUCGACGAGGCGAAGAGAAGGAAAGAUGUCGUUUCCAACGCUAUCAAUCCCAACCCCAAGAAGACUACAUCUACAAAUGUUUCUCCUAAGGAUAAUAGACAACCUGCAUCCAAGCUGUUAGGAUUGAAGAGAUUCAAGAAAGACAAAUCUGCACCAAACGCCUCCAAUUCUAAUGUUUCGUUACCUUCGAGCAAGAGUACGUCGAGUAACGAAUUGUCUCUACCAGCCGUCAUACCCGAGUCAUCACUCAGUGCGUUGAAAGACUUAGUUGUGAAAGUAGAAGAUCUGGACCAAUGUGUCAGGAGAGUGGGAAAAGAAGUUAUACUUUGGACUGCGGCUGCUAAAGAGGUAUUAGUAGCUGAAGACGGAGUGAUGAAGACUUGGUUGAGAGUCGUGCAGCUCGAACCUUCCGAUCCCACCGAUAGAAGGAUGUUGGAAUUUAGGAAGGUCAUCGAUACGAUUAUUUCAGAGGUAUGGAAGGAACUGAACGACGAAAUACGACAGCAAAUCAUGCCGAUCUUCAGCAAGUUACUCGAGUCUACCUCCAAUCCUCGCAAGGUGAUUCAUAAACGAGAUACCAAGUACCUUGACUACACCCGAUAUCAUGCUCUCAGAGCAUCCAAGAAGAUUGUCGAACGAAUUGUCAUGCAAUCUGCUGGUGAAUUUGUUGCACUACAUACUCAGCUUGUUGACGAAUUGCCUGCAUUCUUGGAAGGCUGCUUGAGAAUACUGGAUAUCGCUUUAGUUGGGUUUGCGAAGGCUCAAGCGAAAUUUUAUCAAGGUGUCAAAGACCGAUUGUCAGCUUUCGAGGAAGCUUGGGUCGUUUUACCGCUUAGUCCAAAUAUUGAGAGAUCACCUACCAAUACCAAGACUUCAAGAGGUAUCGUCAAGGCUUGGCACGAUGGAUGGGCACCAUAUGCUGAAGCGAUGGAUCAUUUCCAAUGCACCAGACCAGCUCGAACCGCAGCUACAAGGAUAGCCACGUUCAACGCCAAACCUGGUAGUCGACCUGUCUCAAGAUCGAACAGUCCAAUGCUUUCACCUGGACAGAGUCAUGCUCUUCGACACUCUGCUUUGGUCACGUCGCCAACAUCCCUUUCGGGCAGUAGUAGACCCAGUAGUCCUGCACCGAACAAAUCAGGAAGAUUUAGAUCGUCUUCGUUGCGAAGUCAGACUGGACCUCUACCACAGGUUAUCACCGUUACCUCACCCACUCAAUCAACCUCAUCCAUGUUCAGCUUGCUUCGACGAUCGAAUUCGAAGAAUAAUGUCACCAAAUUGAGAUCCAACUCGACUUCACAGAACCAAGAUGGCAGCUUUAAUCGACCGUCGAUGCAUACUCGAAACGCUUCAGGUGGAGGGUUGAAACCAUCUUCAUCAUCCAUAAUAUCGGAAGCGUCAAGUAGACUAUCAUGGGGAUUGCCUAGGAUCAACGCUGAUCCCAGUCAACCGAUAUUUGAUGGCUUGGGCUUAUCACCUACCAAACCUUCUUCUGCUACUCUGACUCGGAAUAACUCUCACAGAGCUACUUCUGACCCGAUCAGUCAGAACAACAUAUUCAGCGUGGAUUUGAAUUCUUCCCAGGUAUCUUUAUCGUCCUCCAUCACCAAUGUCAAUAAUGAUUCACCAUCGAAUACAAUAUCUUCCAGAACAGCCUCGGGUUCAGGAGUAGGACUAGGACUGGGCGAUGUGUCCACCUUAAAAGAAAAAGACAAACACCCCUUCUCGGUCAUCCCAGCUACAACACCAAGACAAAGAACGGAUGAAGUUGACGCAGCAGAAGGAUGGAGGAAUGAACAGGUCAUUUAUCAAUGUGCAUGUGUGGCUGAUUUUGAUUCUGUCGAUUUGGGUGACAGGCGAUAUAGGGGGUUGAAGUUCUUACCAAUGAUAUCGGGUGAUUUGAUAGAUGUAUUCCACGAAGUGGGCCGUAUCGACGAACUCCCCUCUUUCCCUUAUCCGGAAGUCGGAGUGGACAAUGAUGGGGUACUAGUAGCUAGAAGUGAAAAUGGGAAUAUAGGUCUGGUGAUCUGCAGUUUCUUGGAACCUUUGAGGGAUUAG